Messenger RNA from Penicillium griseofulvum, 804 nucleotides. RefSeq names its product Chromosome segregation in meiosis protein 3. Gene Ontology annotation, biological process: DNA damage response; replication fork processing; replication fork arrest. Bases 1 to 804 code for a protein of 267 amino acids. The record is from RefSeq and is a predicted model, not a curated record. Gene Ontology annotation, cellular component: replication fork protection complex; nucleus. NCBI's taxonomy places the organism in Eukaryota, Fungi, Ascomycota, Eurotiomycetes, Eurotiales, Aspergillaceae. The transcript has 3 exons. Gene Ontology annotation, molecular function: DNA binding.
AUGGCGAACGCGCACGUUUCAGAACGAGGAAGUUCACCGACAGCGGGUGAUUUGAACGAUCUUUUUGAUUAUGACAUCGGCUUAGAUGAGGUUAUCCUGGAUAAUAAUGCUCCCAAUACCAACAGCACCAAGGCUUCUGGGACAGGGGAUUCGGCACUUGGUUUAGGUCUUGACGAAGAAGUUAAAGUCGCAAAGAAACGACAACCUGUGGCGAAACUAGAUGAGGGCCGUUUACUCUCACAACCAGGCAUACCAAAACUGCGACAUACUGCCAGGCAGAAGCUGAAAUUCAAAGGCAAAGGACACGAGUUCAAGGAUGCCGCACGGCUGCUCAACUUUUACCAGCUAUGGCUCGAUGAUCUAUUCCCACGCGCAAAAUUCGCAGACGGUUUGACAAUGAUUGAGAAACUGGGACACUCGAAACGCAUUCAGGCUAUGCGAAAAGAAUGGAUAGACGAGGAGAAACCGAGACUUUUCGAUAGCUCUGGACCUGCGUGGGAAGAUCUUGAACACCCUCAUGUUCCCAAGAACACUACAGAUAAACCAACUGCAACUACCCAGGAACAGGAAGGAGCUACCGACCAAGACCUGUUCAUUCUAGACCCAAACAAGAGCGCGCGGCCUACAAUCAGCUAUCCUGAGCCUGAGCCCGACGACGAUGAUUUAGAUGAUCUUCUCAGAGAACAGGAUGAGCCAGUGAUUGAUUUCCCCGUCAACAUGCGUGCCUCGCCUUCGCGGGCACCAGAUGAUGAUAACGACGACUAUGAUGCUGAAUACGAAGCGAUGAAGGAGCUUGGGAUGUAG